Molecule: messenger RNA, 1515 nt
Organism: Boeremia exigua
Lineage: Eukaryota; Fungi; Ascomycota; Dothideomycetes; Pleosporales; Didymellaceae
Exons: 1
Coding region: 1-1515 (504 amino acids)
Source: RefSeq, a predicted model, not a curated record
AUGUUCCCCUACAGAGACCCAUUCUACAGAGGCUACCCCUACCUCCCGCCCCUCCGCCCCCUGAUCCCCCUCGUCCCCGUCGUCGAAGUCAUCACCGAAGUCAUCGAAGUCCCCGUUGCCCGCCCCCAGAUCCACAACACCUUCUACACCGAAUGGAAGGAAUCCACCUACCGCAGCCAGUUCCCGCGCGACCCGGUGUCCUGGGACAAGGAGAACCUGCGCUGGGCCGAGCCGCGCGUGCUGCACGGCCUGCACAAGGAGCUCGUGGCCGCGGGGCGCCGUGACACGCUGCCUGCGUGGGCGACGGGGGCGCGGUUGGCGCGCGAGGUGUUGCGCGAGAAGGGCUGGGAGGUCGAUGAGGAUACGGAUGAACUUGUGCCGUUGACGCCGGAGAGAAAGCCGCUGCUGCUGGACAGCCGGGCGCACAAUCGCUCCGCGAGCAGGAAGCCCACGCGUUCAGCGAGCAGGAAACCGGGUGCGCGCUCGCCGAGCAGGAGACCGCGCGCGAGCCGCCGCAGCGGGAGUCCCGACGGCGCACACAAGACCUCGUACGCCUCCUCCUCCUCCGAAGACGAAGCCAGACACAGGACCGCGAGCCGCCGCCCCCCGAAGACCCCGUCCCACAAGACUAACCCGCUGCUCCUCAGAGACAAGCCGAAGCCGAAACCCCGCCCGGAGCCGAACCCCAAGCCGACGAGCAGACGUGCGCGGGUCGAGAGCGAAGAGUCGUCUGAGGACGAGGGCCGCGCGGUGAAAGAUAGGUCUGCGUCUAAAGCCGUGUCGAAGACUAAGGCGAGGAGCACGCACGGCCGGCACGCAGCGCGCGAUUCUGACGCGGAGAGUGAUGGGGGGAGGGAGGUGCGGCGGAUUGAGGGGAGGCGGGAGAGUAGAAGUCGGGCGGGGGGUGGGGCUGGGUUGAAGUCUGCGGCUGCGUCGAAAUCGUCCAAGUCGUCCAAGGGUGCAGAGAAAGAGAAGACGAAAUCCGGGUCCAAGGCCAGUUCCAAGCACAAGGCCAUCGAAGCCGCGCCAACCCCCAAGCACCGAAGCGCAAGCAAAACCCCACGCAAAAACACCACUGCCUCGAAGAAAACGAAGCGUCAGCACGACGCCGCCUCAGAGCCCGAGUCCGAGUCCGAGACCGAGUCCGGCAGCGAAGUAUCCGCGUACGACUCCUCCACCGCCUCAGACUCCGGCUCAGACCACGACUCUCCGACCGCAGCUCCACGGCGCAAACAGCAUCUCCUCGAGGCCGCCGCGCCGCCGAAGCGCAGACCGCGGCUUCUUGAGGACGUUGCCGAGGAAAACGAAGAUGAGGGAGGAAAGGAGGAGCGGAUACCGUGGGCGCGCGAAGCGCCAGUAGCGGGCACGAAAAGCGGCGCGUCGAAAACGGCGGCGGUGAAGAAGAAGGGGGCGAAGAAGGAGAAGGCGAAGAAGGAGAAGGCGAAGAAGGAGAAGAAUGAUAAGAAUGAGGGGGGCGGGACAGUGUACGAGUGGGAGGUCGAGGAAGUCGACUAG